Argiope bruennichi is the source of this 1863-nucleotide messenger RNA. RefSeq names its product mucin-6-like. Lineage: Eukaryota; Metazoa; Arthropoda; Arachnida; Araneae; Araneidae. The coding region runs from base 1 to 1863 and encodes 620 amino acids. The transcript has a single exon. The record is from RefSeq and is a predicted model, not a curated record.
AUGUGUACACACACACACACACACACAUUACCCACGCCGCCACCACCAACCUCAGAACCCCAACUCACACACAUUCAUUGCCCACGCCGCCACCACCAACCUCAGAUCCACAGCUCACACACAUUCAUUGCCCACGCCGCCACCACCAACCUCAGAUCCACAGCUCACACACAUUCAUUGCCCACGCCGCCACCACCAACCUCAGAACCCCAGCUCACACACAUUCAUUGCCCAAGCCGCCGCCACCAACCUCAGAACCCCAGCUCACACACAUUCAUUGCCCAAGCCGCCGCCACCAACCUCAGAUCCACAGCUCACACACAUUCAUUACCCACGCCGCCCUCACCAACCUCAGAUCCACAGCUCACACACAUUCAUUACCCACGCCGCCCUCACCAACCUCAGCACCCCAGCUCACACACAUUCAUUACCCACGCCGCCCUCACCAACCUCAGCACCCCAGCUCACACACAUUCAUUACCCACGCCGCCCUCACCAACCUCAGCACCCCAGCUCACACACAUUCAUUACCCACGCCACCACCACCAACCUCAGAACGCCAACUCACACACAGGCAUUGCCCACGACACCACCACCAACCUCAGAACCCCAACUCACACACAGGCAUUGCCCACGACACCACCACCAACCUCAGAACCCCAACUCACACACAGGCAUUGCCCACGACACCACCACCAACCUCAGAACCCCAGCUCACACACAUUCAUUGCCCAAGCCGCCGCCACCACCAACCUCAGAACCCCAGCUCACACACAUUCAUUGCCCAAGCCGCCGCCACCAACCUCAGAUCCACAGCUCACACACAUUCAUUACCCACGCCGCCCUCACCAACCUCAGAACCCCAGCUCACACACAUUCAUUACCCACGCCGCCCUCACCAACCUCAGCACCCCAGCUCACACACAUUCAUUACCCACGCCGCCCUCACCAACCUCAGCACCCCAGCUCACACACAUUCAUUACCCACGCCGCCCUCACCAACCUCAGCACGCCAACUCACACACAGGCAUUGCCCACGACACCACCACCAACCUCAGAACCCCAACUCACACACAGGCAUUGCCCACGACACCACCACCAACCUCAGAACCCCAACUCACACACAGGCAUUGCCCACGACACCACCACCAACCUCAGAACCCCAACUCACACACAGGCAUUGCCCACGACACCACCACCAACCUCAGAACCCCAACUCACACACAGGCAUUGCCCACGACACCACCACCAACCUCAGAACCCCAACUCACACACAGGCAUUGCCCACGACACCACCACCAACCUCAGAACCCCAACUCACACACAGGCAUUGCCCACGACACCACCACCAACCUCAGAACCCCAACUCACACACAGGCAUUGCCCACGACACCACCACCAACCUCAGAACCCCAACUCACACACAGGCAUUGCCCACGACACCACCACCAACCUCAGAACCCCAACUCACACACAGGCAUUGCCCACGACACCACCACCAACCUCAGAACCCCAACUCACACACAGGCAUUGCCCACGACACCACCACCAACCUCAGAACCCCAACUCACACACAGGCAUUGCCCACGACACCACCACCAACCUCAGAACCCCAACUCACACAGGCAUUGCCCACGCCUCCACCACCAACCCCCGAAACUACAGCUCAAGCGCUCAUUACCCACACCGUCUGCUCUACUUCCAAUCCAUGAUUCUCGAAAAUAUCCAAACUGCCAACCCCAUCCACAGUCCAUGAUUCUCACUUACGACUACAUUACUCCGCUAACACCAACUCUCAAUGCUCAAUAUUACUUGCAGUAUCAGAUAUCACGACUAGUUAAGACAACCAUGUCUUGUGCAUAA